Miscanthus lutarioriparius is the source of this 1566-nucleotide messenger RNA. The record is from the annotation of a GenBank genome assembly. Lineage: Eukaryota; Viridiplantae; Streptophyta; Magnoliopsida; Poales; Poaceae.
AUGUCCGCGGGCGAAAUCCUGAGGGCAGAGCUAUCUUCCAGGACGCCGCCGUUCGGCCUGCGGCUAUGGGUUGUGAUUGGCAUCUGUAUCUGGGCGUUAAUCCUGUUCGUACUCGGUUUCAUGUGCUUCUGGUCCGUACACCGGAGGAACAAGAAGCCGGGCAACAACAAGCCCUGCUGCGAUAAGAUUCCGGUGUCCCAAAUCCCGGACGUCUCCAAGGAGAUUGCGGUGGACGAGGUGCGGGAGCAGCACGCCGCCGUUGUCCACAACCUCCGCGCACAGGAAAGCCAUCACGCACUGGCCGUGCAGGUGCAGGAGAAGCACUACGCCGAGAAGGAUUCAGGGAAAAUGCUGGCGCACCUGGUUAGGAGCAAGUCGAGCGAUGCUGAUAAUCUGAGCCAGUGCAGCUCCGCAGCGUACCAGUGCGAAAGGGCUGGGAGCUCAUACUCUGGCGACGAAGGUAGCUCGGGCAAUGCGAGGAGGCAGUAUGCUCAGUAUGCGACCGUUUCCGCGUCGCCGUUGGUUGGUCUCCCAGAGUUCUCGCACCUGGGUUGGGGCCAUUGGUUUACUUUGAGGGAUUUGGAGCACGCGACGAAUCGGUUUUCUAAGGAGAAUGUCAUUGGGGAAGGCGGGUAUGGAGUUGUUUACCGUGGUCGCCUCAUAAAUGGUACUGAUGUUGCAAUAAAGAAGCUCCUUAAUAACAUGGGUCAAGCAGAAAAGGAGUUCAGGGUUGAAGUUGAGGCAAUUGGACAUGUCAGGCAUAAGAAUCUUGUCCGCCUUCUUGGAUAUUGCGUCGAGGGAAUACAUAGGAUGCUUGUGUAUGAGUAUGUGAAUAAUGGAAAUUUAGAGCAGUGGCUUCAUGGUGCAAUGCGUCAGCAUGGUGUUCUUACUUGGGAAGCCCGGAUGAAAAUCGUUCUUGGAAUUGCUAAGGCGCUUGCUUAUUUACAUGAAGCCAUAGAACCAAAAGUUGUGCACCGUGAUAUCAAAUCUAGUAAUAUCCUAAUUGAUGAAGAAUUCAAUGGCAAGCUUUCUGAUUUUGGAUUGGCCAAGCUCUUGGGUGCAGGGAAGAGCCAUAUCACAACUCGAGUUAUGGGAACUUUCGGGUAUGUGGCCCCUGAAUAUGCCAACACAGGUCUGUUAAAUGAGAGGAGCGAUGUCUACAGUUUUGGGGUGCUACUACUGGAAUCAGUAACUGGGAGGGAUCCAGUUGACUAUGGUCGGCCUGCUAAUGAGGUGCAUCUGGUUGAGUGGCUCAAAAUGAUGGUUGGCACGAGAAGAGCUGAGGAAGUGGUGGAUCCUGACAUGGAGUUGAAACCUACCACUCGGGCUCUGAAGCGUGCCCUUCUAGUGGCACUGCGGUGUGUUGACCCAGACUCUGAGAAAAGACCCACUAUGGGGCAGGUUGUUCGGAUGCUCGAGGCAGAAGAUGUCCCGUCGCGAGAGGACCGUCGGAGCCGGAGGGCCCACAGCAGUAACGCAGACAGCGAGUCUAAGGCAAGCUCAAGUGAAUUCGAGAUAAGCAGUGAUCGAAGAGAGUUGGGACCGUCCGCGAGGUUUCAGUCCUAA